Prinia subflava (tawny-flanked prinia) is the source of this 10194-nucleotide messenger RNA. It is a transcript of the gene ERC1, whose product is annotated as ELKS/RAB6-interacting/CAST family member 1. Gene Ontology annotation, molecular function: structural constituent of presynaptic active zone. The record is from RefSeq and is a predicted model, not a curated record. The transcript has 19 exons. Gene Ontology annotation, cellular component: cytoskeleton of presynaptic active zone. The coding region runs from base 304 to 3666 and encodes 1120 amino acids. Gene Ontology annotation, biological process: regulation of synaptic plasticity; neuromuscular synaptic transmission; maintenance of presynaptic active zone structure. Lineage: Eukaryota; Metazoa; Chordata; Aves; Passeriformes; Cisticolidae.
GGCGGAGCGGCGGUAGCGGAGCCGAGCGGAGCCGAGCGGAGCCGAGCGCAGUCCGGGGCAGCCCAGCCCAGCCCAGCCCGGCGCGCAGGGCGCGGCCAGCGCCGCCCGUCCGUCCCCUCCCCGCGGGCUGACAGGCAGAUAUGGUCCUGAACAUCGCGAGCACGUGACUUCAGAGAUGGACAACCGGACCUGUUACAGGUUGUGAUUGGCCUUAGACUGACUUUGUAACAUCGCAGAGCUUAGCAGGAGUUCUGUCAUCGCUGAUUUUCGCCUCUCCGGUUGCCUGACACCGCCAGCGCAGCCAUGUACGGCAGCGCCCGCUCGGUGGGCAAGGCGGAGCCCAGCACGCAGAGCCCGGGGCGCUCGCCGCGCCUGCCGCGCUCGCCGCGCCUGGGCCACCGCCGCACCAACAGCACCGGCGGCGGCUCGGGCGGCAGCGCGGCCGCGGGCAGCGGCAAGACCCUCUCCAUGGAGAACAUCCAGUCCCUGAACGCCGCCUACGCCACGUCCGGCCCCAUGUACCUGAGCGACCACGAGAGCGUGGGCGCCGACACCCCCAAGAGCACCAUGACCCUGGGCCGGUCGGGGGGCCGGCUGCCCUACGGCGUGCGCAUGACGGCCAUGGGCAGCAGCCCCAACAUCGCCAGCAGCGGCGUGGCCAGCGACACCAUUGCCUUCGGGGAGCACCACCUGCCCCCCGUCAGCAUGGCCUCCACCGUGCCGCACUCGCUGCGCCAGGCCAGGGACAACACCAUCAUGGACCUGCAGACGCAGCUCAAGGAGGUGCUGAGGGAGAACGAUCUGCUGCGCAAGGACGUGGAGGUGAAGGAGAGCAAGCUGAGCUCUUCCAUGAACAGCAUCAAGACCUUCUGGAGUCCCGAGCUGAAGAAGGAGAGAGCUCUGAGGAAGGAUGAAGCUUCAAAAAUCACCAUUUGGAAGGAACAGUACAGAGUUUUGCAAGAAGAGAACCAGCACAUGCAGAUGACAAUCCAGGCUCUGCAGGACGAGCUGCGCAUCCAGCGGGACCUGAACCAGCUGUUCCAGCAGGACAGCAGCAGCAGGAGCAGCGAGCCCCUGGUGGCGGAGCUGACGGAGGAGAACUUCCAGCGCCUGCACGCCGAGCACGAGCGCCAGGCCAAGGAGCUCUUCCUGCUGCGCAAAACCCUGGAGGAGAUGGAGCUGCGCAUCGAGACGCAGAAACAGACCCUGAACGCACGCGACGAGUCCAUCAAAAAGCUGCUGGAGAUGCUGCAGAGCAAGGGUCUGUCAGCAAAGGCCACCGAGGAGGACCACGAGCGGACGCGGCGGCUGGCCGAGGCAGAGAUGCACGUGCACCACUUGGAAAGCCUUCUUGAGCAGAAGGAAAAAGAGAACAACAUGCUGAGAGAGGAAAUCCAUCGGCGCUUUGAGAACGCUCCCGACACGGCCAAGACGAAGGCUCUGCAGACCGUCAUUGAGAUGAAGGAUUCCAAAAUUUCCUCCAUGGAGCGCGGCCUGCGGGAUUUGGAGGAGGAGAUUCAGAUGCUGAAGUCCAACGGAGCCCUGAGCACAGAGGAGCGUGAGGAGGAGAUGAAGCAGAUGGAGGUGUACCGCAGCCAUUCCAAAUUCAUGAAAAACAAGGUAGAGCAACUGAAGGAAGAGCUAAGUGCCAAAGAGGCCCAAGGGGAGGACCUGAAAAAGAGAGUGGCUGGUCUCCAGGCCGAGGUCUCUGCAAUUGGGCAGGUGAAGCAGGAGCUGUCCCGCAAGGACACGGAGCUGCUGGCCCUGCAGACCAAGCUGGAGACCCUCACCAACCAGUUCUCAGACAGCAAGCAGCACAUCGAGGUGCUCAAGGAGUCCCUGACAGCCAAGGAGCAGAGAGCUGCCAUCCUGCAGACAGAGGUGGACGCGCUGCGGCUGCGGCUGGAGGAGAAGGAGACCAUGCUCAACAAGAAGACCAAGCAGAUCCAGGAGAUGGCCGAGGAGAAGGGCACGCAGGCGGGCGAGAUCCACGACCUCAAGGACAUGCUGGAGGUGAAGGAGCGCAAGGUGAACGUCCUGCAGAAGAAGAUCGAGAACCUUCAGGAGCAGCUGAGAGACAAGGAGAAGCAGAUGAGCAGCCUGAAGGACCGAGUGAAGUCCCUGCAGGCCGACACCACCAACACCGACACGGCCCUGACCACGCUGGAGGAGGCGCUGGCAGAGAAGGAAAAGACCAUUGAGCGUCUAAAGGAGCAGCGUGACAGAGAUGAACGGGAAAAACAGGAAGAGAUCGACAACUACAAGAAAGACAUUAAGGACCUGAAAGAGAGAGUCAGCAUUUUACAAGGAGAUCUCACAGAGAAAGAGACAUCAUUACUGGAUCUUAAGGAACAUGCUUCAUCAUUAGCUUCAUCAGGGCUGAAGAAAGAUUCAAGGCUCAAGACACUGGAAAUUGCAUUAGAACAGAAAAAGGAAGAGUGUUUGAAGAUGGAAACACAACUGAAGAAGGCUCACGAGGCGGCGCUGGAGGCCAGGGCCAGCCCCGAGCUGGGCGAGCGCAUGCAGCAGCUGGAGAGGGAGGUGGCGCGGCACCGCGACGAGGCCGCCAAGGCGCAGGCGGAGGUGGAUCGGCUGCUGGACAUCCUGAAGGAGAUGGAGAACGAGAAGAACGACAAGGAUAAGAAGAUAGCAGAGCUGGAAAGGCAAGUUAAAGACCAAAACAAGAAAGUAGCAAAUCUGAAGCACAAAGAACAAGUGGAGAAAAAGAAGAGUGCACAGAUGCUGGAGGAGGCCAGAAGACGAGAGGAUAACCUUAACGACAGCUCCCAGCAGCUUCAGGACAAUCUGCGUAAAAAGGAUGAUCGGAUCGAAGAAUUGGAAGAGGCACUCAGAGAAAGUGUUCAGAUAACUGCAGAGCGGGAAAUGGUGCUAGCACAAGAGGAGUCAGCCAGGAUCAAUGCUGAGAAACAGGUAGAAGAGCUGAUGAUGGCUAUGGAGAAGGUCAAACAGGAGCUGGAGUCAAUGAAAGCAAAGUUGUCCUCUACACAGCAGUCUCUGGCUGAGAAGGAAACCCAUUUGACCAACCUACGAGCUGAAAGAAGGAAACAUUUGGAGGAGGUCCUGGAAAUGAAACAAGAAGCCCUUCUUGCUGCCAUUAGUGAAAAAGAUGCCAAUAUUGCUCUGCUAGAGCUCUCAUCCUCUAAGAAGAAGACUCAGGAUGAAGUGGCUGCACUGAAACGAGAGAAAGACCGUCUUGUGCAACAGCUCAAGCAGCAGACUCAGAACCGUAUGAAGCUGAUGGCUGACAACUAUGAGGAUGACCACCUCAAAUCCUCAUCCCAUUCCAACCAAACCAACCACAAGCCCUCCCCUGACCAGAUCAUUCAGCCCCUGUUAGAGCUCGAGCAGAACCGCAGCAAGCUGAAGCUGUACAUCGGCCACCUGACAGCGCUGUGCCACGAGCGCGACCCCCGCAUCCUGCACGGGCUCACCCCGCCCGCCGCGUACCACGCGCAGGACCAGCCCGCAGCCUGGCACCAGGGGCUGCGCGCCAUGAGCCACCAGCAGCUGCACGACGAGCUGGAGAAGGGGGAGAGGGAGAGCCUGGAGCUGCAGGAGUUCGCCAACGCCAUCCUGCAGCAGAUCGCGGAUCACUGCCCCGACAUCCUGGAGCAGGUGGUGAACGCCCUGGAGGAGUCCUCCUGACCCGGGGGCAGCCACCAGCAGCACACCACUGGCCAAGGCAGCCAGCCACGGAGCCCUGCGAGGGGAGAGCAGUGGGAAACACAGGACAUGGAGCAGAAACCUCUGGUGCACCUUGGACAGAGAAAACAAAGGCAAAAGAACCCUGCUGAAAACUACAUGCUCUCUAGGUUCUUCCAGUCUAUGAUUAAUCAGCCAUUUUUGUAUUCAUCUUCUCACUGCCUUUCUACUUUAGAAUCCAAUUCCCCAUUGACUUUGUUGGUGGUGACUUCUGGAUACAGCUGAGCAGAGCUCUUCCAAGUCUACUGAGCAAAGAAGAGGGGAUCCACUGAACACAAGCAGCUCUAGUUCUCCAUGAGGUUGCAGAAGAGUAGCCCUUGCCUUUCAUUCAUAUAUUGCAUUUUCCUUAUCUUCUUUCCUUCUUCCUGUUUUUUGUUUUCAUGAAAGCGAAAAGCCUGAAUUUCAUAGUGCUAAAAUCAAACCUGAGUGUGCUCUGAUUAUGGCUCAGGGCUGGCCAGCAUCAGCGAGCUCAGGUCUUGCUGCCUGUCUCAGUGCUUCUUAUGUUCUUAAAUACCAGAGUGAGGAAAGGAAAGUUUCCCUACUUGCUCCUGUUAGGUUUUUCAUCUAGCAGCUGGGAAAAAAAGGUAGGCAUACUGGUACUUUCUGUUUACUUAGUUGGAUCUUUGUUGUUCACUGCUCUGAUUCUGAAGUGCUAGGUGGGGCAUUUUUUGAGGUAACUUUUCAUUUGUUGAUUUUUGAGGGGUUUUAGAUGAGCUUUCUCAUCAUAGGUCUGUGUCUCUAAGUUUGUAUUUUACAGAGAGCUCUCUCCCUUUGAGCAGGUGUGGUCAACAGGUCAAUUCCUAGCUUUAACUUCCUGUAUAGUUUGUCCAGUUUUUCAGGCCAUAAGAUUGUGAACACUAGCUGUCAUCAGAAUAGGCGUUCUGUAAAUGACAAAUUUGCAUCAUUUAGCUUAAAAGUAUAAUUUUAAAGCUAAGUUAGGUGAAUCAGUAGCACAGUUCUUACUAUAAUUAUAAUUUAAUUUAUUUGGUUUAGCUUACAUUGACAAGGAAUGACUUUGAGUUCAGAGCAAUAACCCUUAUGAAGAGGAGCAUCUCUGCUGGAGUUGGCACCCAGCUGAGUAGAUAGGUGUAAAAUCACAGCUUUACUUAAACCAGUGCAAUUCUUCUGUGCAUAUGAGAGGCCUUAGUUUUAUUCCAUCCACCUCUGACACUCGUUACAGCUCCUGCUGAUAGGCAACAUGGCCUGAAAUCCCAGGUCAGUUUGUCUUGCGGUAGCAAGUCAGAAAUCCUAUUUUAUGAGUAGGGCUCGGGUGUUCAUUCUUGGACUAUGCAUUAAUGGGGAGUUUUUUCCUGGCUGCCUGUGGCUGUGUGUGUCUGGGGCAUCUGCAGGACAGAACCCUGUAACACCUCCCCAGAAAGGAGCUGCUCCCUUUGGCUGGCUCACGUUACUCCAGAGAGCGAGGGGAAGGCAAAAGGAGACCAGAUAGCAACACACCAGUGGAAGAAAUCUUUGCUGCUCACUAGCUAGUUAUGAAUCCUCUCAGUAAAGCUCCCUUUCAGAGCCUGCAGUUUAAUUCCCUGUGGCUUAUUGCAUUUUGAGCUUUAUCACUGAGCUGUUACACUAAGGAAAAUGUUCCAGGCCCUUUCAAGAAAACGGCAUUUCUCACGUCCCUCAGAUCCACAGCACAGCUUGGCUCUCGGUCUUUCACACCUUGUGUUUAUCUUUAGAAGUUAUCAAUUGCUUCCUACAGAAGGGAGAUCAGCAAAAGUUUGAGUAAGGGAAGAUGUACCCUGUAAAAACUGAAAACCUUGUGUACCUGUAGACUAUUGAAAACUAGCUGAUUUAAAAUAAAGCACAUCCCCAUGGAUUCUACUGUAAUAAUUCAGCAGAAGGAGCUGUAUUCAUAGCCGGGGUGUCUAAGAUGAAGUCUCAAAAGAGGUGAAUCACUCCUUUUGCAACUUGGGAAUUGCCAGCGCUUUGCGAAUCAGGAGAACUAACUUUAGUUCUUCCUGUAAAUAGCAGCCUGUGUCCGAAGCUCUUUUUUAUGUCAUUUUUUUUUUAGGAGAGUAAUGGGAACCUGAGUGUGUGGAAGGGGGGGCCGGAAGGGCAGCAGACAGUGACUGUACACACUGCUGGGCCGUGCCUCAUCCCAGAGCCACCCCUCUGCUCCCAUUAUUUGAGUCAGCACGUUUCGAUAGGAGCUGUUGUUUUGAAAUCUCUCCUCUUGCUUUUUCUUCAUCACCCCUAAUUACUCACUCAAGGAAUUUAAUGCCGCCUGUAAAAGCAUCAGAGCCAUCAGCCCAGCAUCACCGGCCACCGCCACCCCUCCUGACUCUCUCAUUAACUUAUAUGGUCAAAUCUCCAGCUGCCCUGGUUCCCUGCUGUAAAACAAUCCUUCCUCUGUGAGAAGCUGUGGAAUUUCCCUUAUCGAUGGUUCAAAUGACUCCUGCUUGUAAACCUCUUACUGAGAUGUUCCUUGAUAGCGUUUCUGCUGGAGGCAGGGGCAGGGGGAGGGGAUGGGAGCCAUCACUUCGGGCUGUUAUUUCAAUUCCCUGGCUGUUCUGCGGUGCCCACACGGCGCAGGAGGUGCUGCUGCUCCUUCAGCAUCUCUGACUCGGCUCGUGGCUGCGUUUCUGUGGUUCCAAGUGCCCCAGCCAAGGCCUGGUGCUGUCACGGCAGGGGCUGUGUCAGCCAGGUGAAGCUCACUGUUUACACAUCUCCCGGCCUCUUCCCAGGGAGGAUUUGUCAGGCCUGGCUGGUUUUCACGCUGGCCAUUUGGUCCUUUAUCUGCCAGCCACACACCUGCUGUUCCUUCCAUCUGAAUUGGUGGGCCCUGGUGAUUUUCCUCGUUAACCACUGUUAUCUCCUAGGUCUUGUAGCCUUCCCAUCUUAAAGACUGAUCUCAGACCUCUGUAAAGUGCUUUCAGGGAGGGAGCAGAUCUCAUUUAGGAACAGUCUUGAUCUGACUUGAUCUCCGUUGAACUGUUUCAGGUAAUCUCUCUGAUCCUGUGUCGACAGAGAUCCUGUGGUGAAUAGCUUGAGGGACUUGGGGCUUUGGGAGGUACUGCUGGCCACGACUCAAUGCUGAGCGUGACCACUGAAAGCUUUUUCUUUUCACUCGUACAGAGUGCCACACCGUUGGCCUUAAGGCAACAGAGGGAUUUUUAUUCUCUAACCCACCGUGGAGUUGCAUAUGAGGCACGAGGGAGAAGGGCUGUAUGUGGCAUACCCUGCAGUGCUCAUCCCGUUGCCUAACCCACCACUGCUCUUUUAAGAUCUUAUUCCCAAGUGUCAGCAGCCAGGCAGAUGCAGACAGUUUCCUACCACAGUGGUCCUGCAGUGCAGCAGCUCUAGGAAAUCCUCCUGUUGAAUGAAGUUCCAUUUGCCACAGGAGCUGUGAAAGUUUUAACUGCUUUAAUAUUGAUUUUUUUUCUUCCGAGCUGUCAUUUGCAGAAAAGCUGAAAGAUGUAAGGACUCAAGGAGCUGUUUGUAGUAAAUUAAGCAGGUCAUUUUGGCAGGGUUUGGGCUGACAAAUGAGCCUGAAGCCCGUGUACACUGUAAAAGCUGACACUGCAACCACACUUGUUCAUGAUAUCCACGAGUCCAAUCCCAUAUUUUCCUCUGAAUCCAACCUCAUGUAAAACACUAAGAGGACUAACACUAGAAUUGCAGGAUGAGGACAUGAGCACUGUUUGCCACUGGAAGCAGAGCUGCCUGGCGUGCUCCCAGAUGAAGCUCUGAGCUUCUCUAGGUGUUCUCUCUCAUUUUGACUGCCUUCAACCAGCUUUCCCUCCGGAAAAUGCCAAACCCUCUUUGCAGGAUCCAGUUUUUGCCAAGUCCUGGGGAUAGAAGGCGAAGGUCCGACGUGAUGCGCACACCGCGCGUCCGGUUCCCGUUGCUGGAACAUCCCUUCUCUAGAAAACUUCCUGGUACUUCAGGGCUCUGAAAUUUGCACAAGGGAGCAUAAACAUCAUAAAUCUUGUAGAGAUAACCCUGGUUUUUAAACCAAGGGGUGCCUCUUUUCAUUUGCCUUGUAAUUCCCACCCGUUCUGCUGCUAGCGCUCGAUUUGUUGGGAAAUUUUUACAUCUGGCAAGGGUUGACAGGGUUUAGUCCCCACUCCUGUGCCAAUUGCAAACCACUGCCACUGCAGGGGUCUUUACAGAGGAUGCAGUCGUGCACUGACACCAUUUUAAAGCAGAAAUGUCACUAAAUACCUGACACGUGUAUCCCUGAAAUGACUCCAGUGGAAGGCUGAAGGGAAGGAGCACAAUCAGAGCAUCUGACACUGAAAAGAAGCCUCUCCUCAGCUCCCUGCCACGCUGGAAGAGGGCCCAGAGGGGCCUGGAAGGCUGUGGAAGGCUGUGGAAGGUCCUGGAAGGCUGUGGAAGGCUGUGGAAGGUCCUGGAAGGCCCUGGAAGGCUGUGGAUAUCCAGCACUGCCCCGGCGGGGUGGGAGCGCCGGGCCCGCGGCAUCGGGGGCGCCGCGCCCGGCAGGGCCCGCUCUGCCGGCCCCUCUCGUCUGCCUGGUGAGCACGAGGAGCUCGGGGGGUUUUUAAACAAAAUAAUGUUUUUAAUUGUUUUUUCCACAUCAAUGGAAGGAACCUUACGCAACAGCAGAUCCUUCUGAACAAAAUGGCUGUGCCCUGACUAUUUUUAAAAGAAAAAAAAAAAAAAAGAGAAAAACUGUUUCAAAACUUUUUAGUGUCAAAAGCAUAAACUCAGAAAUCCUGACUUUUUCCAGUGUGUGUGGUGAGUGCUGUAACCCUGUCAUCAGUAUCUCCCCUGACUUUUUCAGGGGUGUUUUUUUCCUGUUUUGUUUUCUGCUUGUCGAUAUUGUCUGUGUGGUCCUAAGGCUGGGGCAGUUACCAACAAUGUGUGUCUGUUGUCAGAUUGAAAAAAAAGAUAGUAGUAGAACUGAAAAAGAUGUGUUUUAAAAAAUAUAUUAAAAUAAAUUUCAUUAAAAGGAAUUCAAGUAAAGAAGCAACAAAGCCAUGACUCCUCCUCUCAGGAUUGUAUGGAAAAGGAUUUGUGGGCUUAUAAUUAUAACCAGUUGCCUUUCACAGGCUUCUGAGGUCCAAGGUAGCUUGGCCUCUUAGGAAAUGUUACAAACCCUGUAUAAAUUCCUGCUUUCCCAGGUUUAUACUGUACAGGUGUAAGACAGAAUUGGGCAGUAUUUUGGAAGUCAGUUGUUUCUGGUGACAGUUAUCCACACCAGUUGUCCCCUAAGAUGGGAACCACUGAUGUGAAUGGACCAAACGCUUUGGCCAAAUUUUCUGUUUCCUCCAUCCCACCCCUUGAUGCAGGGACACGAGGCACGCAGGUCAGCUGGUGCAGAGCUGUGUGUAGGUUCAUGGUCAAAGUUGUAUUUCCUUGCCUCUGGGGUUGGUCACGUACCCAGGUGUGUUAUGGGGCAGGAAAGGACCAGCAGCCACUUUCUGCUCUGGUUGCAUCAGAGACUUGCAUUUCUUGAAAGGAACAACAUGAGGCUAAACUGGCAUGUAAGGUUAACCAAAAAGCCCUAACAAAUCGCUUUACCUGUAAAUGUAGGUAAGGAAUUUCAUUAAGUGAAUGUAUUUUGUUGUCAGACUUAACCAUAUGCUGUUUGUCCCCCUUUUGCGAGCCUAGUUCAGAUCUUGAAAAUCAAGUCACUGUGGCUUGCUUUUACAGAUAUUCCCAUUAGGCUCUUGGUGCUUUGGUAGGGCUUUUUGUUCAAAACAUCGGUUUCUUUCUCUUGGAAACCAGAAAAAAACAGAUCUAUUGGUCACGUAUACUCUUAUUUGUUAUAAAAUGUGGUUAUCUUAAAAACCAAAUUGAAGCCAAAUUUUAAAAGUAGACACUGUUCCUUUAAUCUGCCCCAUCUUCCCAGCUCUGCGGACACGGCUGAGUCCUCCCUCCCUGCCUGCUGGGGUGGCUGCAUUGGCCCCUCGUUACACACCCACUGCAGUAUAACUGGGGAGGCUGCAGGGUGAGAUGCCUUUCUUUGUUCAGACGCUGGAGGAGAGCGAACCCAAUGGGACCACGAACAGGGAAUAACUUUGUGCUAGCCCAGUCUGUGCUGCUGCAGCCCGCUGGGACAGCCCAGUGCCGUCUCCUUGCGAGGCAGCGAGUGCGGAGAGCUCACACCGAGCUCACAGUCCCUCUGGGGAGCUGAGCUCUGUGGGGUGCUCCAUCCCCCCACACACACAGAGCCCUCCUUUGCCGUGGAGGAGACGUGUUGCACUUUAGUGGAGGCGGAGGCAGGCUUUGGGUGGGAUCUGUGUACUUGAAUUCCUUUUGGAAGUGACAGCAGCGGGAGACAUUGGUGUCCGUGAUGCAAGUGCACACGCUGCCUUCAACUCGUAUGUGUUUUAUUGCUGGAGUCAUGUUACUGACAGGAUAAUGAAAUUGCAAAGAAAAUGUGUUAUAUUCAACUUUGCCUUGAUAAUAUAAACACUUUGUUCAUUUUUUUUCUUCUUUUUUUAUUCACUAAGACUAAGUUCAUCAGGAAAUUAUAAACUUAUUUAAAAGUUC